This is a messenger RNA of Saccoglossus kowalevskii, 1908 nucleotides long. Its product is annotated as peroxiredoxin-5, mitochondrial-like. The record is from RefSeq and is a predicted model, not a curated record. Lineage: Eukaryota; Metazoa; Hemichordata; Enteropneusta; Harrimaniidae. Gene Ontology annotation, molecular function: thioredoxin peroxidase activity. Gene Ontology annotation, cellular component: cytoplasm; peroxisome; mitochondrion. Gene Ontology annotation, biological process: hydrogen peroxide catabolic process; cell redox homeostasis; cellular response to oxidative stress.
GCAGAUGUUCAUAGCGGUGCGAACUUCCGUUGGUGUCAGAGCAACUUAUAGAUCGUUUUUCACGACAGCGGCUUACAAUAUGCCUAUAAAGGUUGGUGAUAAACUGCCCAGUGUAACAGUUCAUGAAGGCAGUCCCAAUGGAGAAGUAAAUAUAUCUGAAGUGUUUGCUGGAAAGAAGGCUGUGUUAUUUGCAGUCCCUGGAGCCUUCACACCAGGAUGCUCAAAGAACAUUGAAAUAUUGGCAGCUGUUAUUGUAGAUUGCAGCCGUAAUGUCUAUGGAUCUCUUUGUGAGCAUAAGUGUAUAUACUCCCUUAUUGUGGAGGAUGGAGUUGUGAAACAUGUCAACUUGGAGCCUGAUGGUGGUGGAUUGACUUGUAGCUUGUCAACAAAUAUCCUGUCUCAGCUGUAAAAGAUGUGUGCAUGCAGCCACUCAACUAUAAUAAACAGAAUCUGCUAUUUGCCAUUACUAGUACAUGUACAUGUAUUAUAAAGAGAUUUUCUUUGAGUUGUACUUUGUGUUAAAAAAAACACUUCUUUUUUGGGGGGAACCAUUGAUAAUGAAGCACAUUUGAUAUAGUUGAAGUACUUCUGUCAGUUCACACCAAGUUCUAUUUAGGGUUAACAUUGGGUCUGGUGAAUAGAUUGAUUCGUAAUGAAUGCACUGAAAGCCAUGUUUCAGCAAGUCUCAGAAGUUUUGGGGCAGCCAAUUUACUAUGGUUUUGACGAAAUGGUUGGCUUUCGAAUCUCGCUGGUGUCGUUUUGUGGUCAUGCCCACUCUGGGUGAAUCUAUAUAACAGUAGCGGACGAUCGUCAUACUUGAGGAGUUAAUCAGCAGCGGUCUCACAGUUGGAUGGCGAUUUUGCUUUCAAAUAUACCAGAGAAAGUGUUCUAUGUUCUUCGUGUAAUUAGGUGUUCGUAUACAAGGGACUGUCCACGCAAAAACGACGAAUGAAGUCAAAUUUUAUUAGGAUUGGCCUUAAUAUUAGUCCAAUCGUUUGGAUGUUGAAGUUUAUUUUCUUCUGAUUUGUAGGAAACUGUAUCUCAACUUGUCUGUUCGUUUAGUUUCAAGCAGUGUUCAAGAUGGCUACCACCAUAUAGUAAAUAUCGGUGGAUUAAUCGCAUUUAUCAUAUUAUCACUUGUACGCCAGCUACUACUUGUACAUUAUAAUGCCUCGCAAAGCAAAUCAUUCAGGAGAAUCCAUACAUGUAUCCAGGCUAUGUAAAAGCAUUCUAUGUCCCCUAAUGCAAUAUAGACUCGCCCAGAGUGGACUAAACCACGAGUCGGCACCAGCGCCAUUCAAAAGCCAACUGUUUAGUCAAAACCCAAGCAGUUAGCAAAUUCACUCGCGAGUUUGCAAUUUGGCUGCCCCAAUAUUUCUGAGACUUGCUAUAACACUAAAUAACCUAGCCAAAGCGCAUGUUUCAACCCUGUCACUGUCGAAAUAGGCUAUAUUCUGUACUACAGUAUUAAAUUCGCUCAUUGAGUCAAACCACCUAAUUUCUGUUCCAAAUAAAAACAAUUUCCUUUCUCCCCACAAACUUCUUAUGGAAAAGAAAUUAAACUUUUUCUUUCGUUGGAAUUACAAUGUACCAUCAUUGAGGUUUCUAAUUCUACAAUCGUAACCUGACUAUGGUACAUGUAUAACAAUUGAGCCACCUUUCAAAAAUGUCAUGAUACAUUUAAUGGAUGGAUUUCAUGCUCAGCCAAGGUUAUUUCACAAUUUUUAAUGGAUUUUGUUCAUAAUUGUAUUCAUUCAAUAUGAUAUAGCUCCUUAUUUGGAGAUAUUACUAGCAUUUAGUUCUAUUGGUUUCAGUAAAAAUCAAUUCCUGUUCAGUAUCUAAAUAAACUUAUGACUGUGCCUUAAGUUUUUCCCAGUUUGUAUAUUAAAUAUUCCAUUCCUUUUAUGU